AAGUCCACCUUUGGUCUCCGCCCCUCCCUCUCUCCACAACGUGAAGCAGGCUUGUGCUGUUAGUUUCCCCAUACGGGCCCUCAGCUUGAGAUGUUCACUCCGCUUCUCCCUCCACAGACACUGCCUGGCCCGCUGAGUGUUCCUGGCUUCUGCACUGUUUUUGCUGAGGUUUAUUCGCAGUUUGACUGUACAAAGGUGUUGUUUAUUCAGCAGGGAAAGGGUUACUCAUUGCCUAACCGUACAGAGCCACUGUUUAUUCAGCAGGGAAAGGGGUACUCAUUGUGUAACUGUACAGAGCCACUGUUUAUUCAGCAGGGAAAGGGUUACUCAUUGCCUAACCGUACAGAGCCACUGUUUAUUCAGCAGGGAAAGGGUUACUCAUUGCCUAACCGUACAGAGCCACUGUUUAUUCAGCAGGGAAAGGGUUACUCAUUGUGUAACCGUACAGAGCCACUGUUUAUUCAGGCAGGAGAGGGUUAGUCACAAUUUACUGUAGAGAGUUGGUGUUUAUUCAGCAAACUAAGGGUUACUCAGUUAUUCUGCAGGGUUAGAGUUACAGUCUACCUACUGUGUCAUGAUCUGUUCAGCGGGGCCAAGGGUCACCAUUAAUUUGACUGGGUAAAAUUUUGGUCUAUCACACAGGUACGGAUCAUGUACUGUGGGUGUAACUGUACAGUAGUGGUUCCCACCCUGUCACAGUGCUGUGAGACAUUGAUAACGUUGAACUAAUUUGUUCAGAGAGUUCACCAAAAGGAAACAAUAAAUUAAAAGUCUCGUUUGCUCCCCCCACCCCCCUCCCCAUGGGGUUGCUGGGAAUCCCCAGAAGAACUCCAGCGCCUUAAAAGGAGUGUCUGUGACAUCAUUGGGGGUUUAUUUCAGGAGGGGUGAGUGGAUAUUUCAUUGAGUGUCACCGAGGAAGGAAUUCAUUCAGAGUUUCGAUUCCCAAGAGUUCCUCUUGAUUCACGGUGCCUCAGUUUGAAGUGUCCAAAUUAUUACAAGGCAUAAUCACUUUGUAACUUUCGGAAGUCAUUGUUCGUCAAACUGUAUGCUAUCUUUAUCCAUACAGCGUUGGUCGUUAUUCAUGGAUGUCCGUACCCCUCCCCCUCACCCCUCAAGAACCUGGAGCGUUUGAGGUCUCUGGGCCUGUACUCGAGUUCAAAGGGAUGAGGGGGAUCUCAUUGAAACCUCCUGGAUACUGAAAGGCCUGGAUAGAGUGGACGUGGAGAGGAUGUUUCCAUCAGUGGGAGAGUCCAGGAUCCGAGGGAACAGCCUCAGAAUAAAGGGACGUCCCUUUGGAACAGACGAGGAGGAAUUUCUUCAGCCAGAGGGCGGUGAAUCUAUGGAAUUCGUUGCCACAGAGGGCAGUGGAGGCCAAAUUAUUGGGUGUAUUUAAGGCAGAGAUCAAUAGGUUCUUGAUUGGUGAGGGGGUUCAAGGUUACGGGGAGAAUGGGGUUGAGAAAAAAACCAGCCAUGGUUUUUGGCGGAGCAGACUCGAUGGGCCGAAUGGCCCUAUAUCUUGGUGUUACGACGAGGGCUGAGUGCAUUAAUGAGGAUUAUGGAGGUGUGGGAGUGGAUGUAGGGGAGGUUGAGGAGGGUGACCCGGUGCAUCAUCAGACCAGGGGUGCUGUGACCAGGGAGCAGCUGAGGGGAGAGGCCUUUAACCCGAAUGGAGAUGGAGAGCAUGCGGAGGGCAUUUACACUGGUGGGGGAGAGAUGAACCAGAGGCCGUCAUUGUCCCGACGGCCCCCCAGAUAUCCAGUCGGGAAUUCAGAGGGAAGUCCUUGAGCCAGAGAGCAGUGGGAGUGUGGAUCUCGCUCCCAGGGAGCGGGUGAGGUGAAUCGUACUGCGGAGUUUGAGGGGGUUCCUGGGAAAGGUACAGAGGGGCCCGUUGACAUGAGGAGUUACGUAGAGCAGUAGUGCUAGCAGUCUCUGGUUAGGCUGAAUGGCCUGUUUUUGGUGGAGUGGACACAGUUCCCUUUAUGUCCCCUGUGUUGGAAUAUGGGAAUAAGGCCACCAGCUUGUGCACAGCAAGAUCCCACAAAGAGCACCGUGAUAAGGUCCAGGUCACCAUCUUCACUGGGGGCAGGUACUGGCCCCAGGGUACUGGGGAGAAUUCCCCUGUGCAGCGGCCAUUGAGAGGGGGGUUUAUAUUCACCAAGAGGUGUAACAUCUCACCUGGAAAAGGCACUGCGGUGUCAGUCUGGAUUCUAGUAGCCGAGGCUUCUGAACCUGUGCUCUGAGACAGCUGGGGAGUGGUGUAGAACAGAGGGACCUAGGAGCACAAGUACAUGGUUCCCUGACAGUGGAGUCACAGGUAGACAGGGCGGUGAAGAAGGUGUUCGGCACGCUGGCCUUCAUCAGUCAGGGCACUGAGUACAGGAGUUGGGAGGUUAUGUUGCAGUUGUACAAGGUGUUGGUGAGGUCGCGUUUGGAAUAUUGUGUUCAGUUCUGGUCACCCUGCUGUAGGAAAGAUGCCAUUAAGCUGGAAAGAGUGCAGAGGAGAUUUAAAAUAAUGUUGCCAGGAGAGCCUGAGUUAUAGGGAGAGGUUAGGCAGGCUGGGACUUUAUUCCUUGGAGUGUAGGAGAAUGAGGGGUGUUCUGAUAGAGGUGUAUAAAAUCAUGAGGGGCACAGAUAGGGUGAAUACACAUAGUCUUGUUUACAAAAAUUAGAGGGCGUAGGUUUAAGGUGAGAGGGAAAAGGUUUAAAAGGGACCUGAGGGGCAACUUCUUCACACAGAGGGUGUAUAUGGAACGAGCUAGAACACCUGCGCUCCGUCCGUAACCGCGACCUGCAUCUCCCCGUUGCCGGUCACUUCAGCUCCCCCUCCCGCACUAUCACUGAUACGUCAGUCCUCGGCCUCCUCCACUGCCGGGAGAAUUCCAAGCGCAAACUGCAGGAACAGCUCCUCAUUUUCCGUCUUGGAACCUUGCAGCCUCACGUCAUGAACAUUGAAUUCUCCCACUUUAGGUAAUCCCCACCCCCCCUUCCCCACACCCCCCCCCCCCCCCACUGUACUUCUUCUCUUCUUCCCUUUCCUAGCCUCCUUUUUUCCCUCUCUCCUUACCUUUGCCCCGUCCCCCGGUGGAUCUGCUCUCCCCUCCUCCCCCACACCUGCCCAUCACUGUCUCUUACCUGCAUCUACCUAUCACCAGCCUGUGCCCACCCCACCUCCCCUCCUUUGUCCACCUAUCACUGCUCUGUUUUUCCCUCCUAUAUAUCGGGCUUCCCUUUUUCCUAUCUUCAGUCCUGAAGAAGGGUCCUGACGCCGAAACGUUGACCGCCUGCUUUUCUCCACGGAUGCUGCCUGGCCUGCUGAGUUCCUCCAGCAUCAUCGUGCUUUUCAUCCAGAUUCCAGCAUCCGCAGUCCUUUGUUUCUCCUAAAUUAAGUCCCAACCUAUUCAACCUCUUCCCUAUAACUCAGGCCCUUGACUUCCAGCAACAUCCUCACAAAUCUCCUCCACAGUCUUCCCAGCUUCCUGGAAUCUUUCCUUCGACAGGGUGACCAACGCUGAACGCAGUACUCCCAAGUGCAACCUCACCAACACCUUGUACAAUUUUGUUGGCUUCCAUGCGAUCACCUCUCCCUCUUCUAAACCAAGCCACAACUGAGAGGCUAAAAUCUGGGCGCAUGAUCCCAAUGUUUUGUGGGUCCUUUGCCAGGAACAAUAGUGUCCUGGAAGGAGAGCAGGUGUAGAGUUGUGGAAAAAUACAACAGGGAAAAAAGACCCUUCAGCACACCAAGUCACUGUGAACAAUCAGCCAUCCAUAAUGGGCAGACCCUCUGAGAUUUAGACUAACAAUAAAUCGUGUCCCUAAUGUCAUUAUGCUGUGCGUCUGUGAGGCAGUUAAGGAUAGCUUCUUUUAUAUAUAUAUUCUUUCCAGGGGCUGAGCCAGCAUUUAGCUGCCCUCCCUAGGGGUGAACUGCCUUCUUGAACUGCUGCAGUUUGGGUGUUAAGGAGGGAGUUCCAGGAUUUUGACCCAGUGACGGUGAAGGAACGGCAAUAUAUUUCCACGUCAGGAUGGUGUGUGGCUUUGAGGGUAACUUCCAGGGGGUGGUGUCCCCCAUGCUUUUGCUGCCCUUGUCCUUCUAGCUGGUCGGGUGGAUAGUGGCGUUCAAAUUCAGAAAGAUCUGGUCACGGUCGGUGACUAUGGAGGUAGAACCAACCUUGCUCCAAGCAGGUGUCAGAGCAAAGCUCUGGGAGCAAGGAAGACCCAGUGUUGGGUCAUGGAAUCUGGUUGACAGGAACAACGGAGAGAGCAUUCAGAGGGAACACCGCUUGUUACCCCAGAUGAAAACAGAUGUCACUGCAAGUCCCGCCAUAAUCGGUGGAGUCUCAGUGACCAGUUAUGUUGCAGCUUUGUAAAACCCUGGUUCGGCCGCACCUGGAGUAUUGCGUUCAAUUCUGGUCGCCCCGUUACAGGAAGGAUGUGGAGGCUUUGGAGAGGGUGCAGAAGAGGUUCACCGGGAUGCUGGGGGUAUGAGCUACGAGGAGAGGUCGGACAAACUUGGGUUGUUUUCUCUGGAGCAGCGGAGGCUGAGGGGAGACCUGAUAGGGAUUUAUAAGAUUAUGAGAGGCAGAGAUUGGGUAGACAGCUGGUAUCUUUUCCCCAGGGUCAAAAUCCCUAAUACUAGAGGGCAUGCCUUUAAGGUGAGAGGGGGGAAGUUUAAAGGGGAUGUGCGGGGCGAGUUUUUUACACAGAGAGCGGUGGGUGCCUGGAAUGCGCUGCCAGGGGUGGUGGUGGAGGCAGAUACGAUAGAGGUGUUUUAAGAGGCACAUUAACUUCUAUGUACACAUUAACAGGUAUGCAGGGGAUGGAGGGAUAGGGACCAUGGGCAGGCAGAAGCGAUUAGGUGACAUUCCCUUCAUUAUUUCGGCACAACAUUGUGGGCCGAAGGGCCUGUUCCUGAGCUGUACUGUUUCGUGCUCAGUUCCCUGCCGUCAAGAUGUCAUCUGUAGUUGAAUUCCCGGUGGCUUCUGUUAGGGGGUCACUGGGGGAGGGGGAAGUGUGUACGUCAGGGGAGCAAGGUGGUUACAGUGACCUCAGAAGAUGUAAUGUCAUAUAGGUACAACUUAUCCUCUUCCUGAUCGUCAUUGGAGACCUUUACGGACUGUUCUGCUGGGGGACUGCCCCCUUAAGAGAGGGCCUUAAUGCUCGCUGUUCUAUUAGGCACGGGGCGCAUUUACUUGAGUUUAUAUCCACACACAAGUGGAAGAGGGGAUGGGGUGAUAGGGCAGGGCUGGAGAUGCAGUGACAGUGGAACAAGUGGUGGUUCGAGGCAUGAGCUGGGAGAUGGACAUGACUGCUCUACAGGGUCCUUUAGCGAUGAGGGAAUCCCGGCUGUGACGUAUAGUGGGCGGUGUCCCUCUGACGCUAUCCUGUGUGGGGGAAGGGGCUGGCUAGGAGUUUUUUUAAAAAACACAUUUCUAUUUCUUUGUGUGUUAACGACACUCUGGGCAACAACAAGAAAGUGUCUCAUACGCCCUCCGAUGAAUCAUUCGGAGAGGGGAGAGGGGAAAAAGAGCCAGUGCAGCUUCUGAGCAGGCAGUGAGCACAGUUGUCGGAGUGUCUCAGAACAAGUUCCAGACAUUGCCUGAGACCGUGGAAUUUAAAAAAACCUUUUUGUGUGCUUGAACUCAGAGCAUCACAGUAAGGCAUGUCGGUUUGUCGUCUGGGAAGUGGCUGGGAAUCCUGAGGACAACCUGCCCAAGUCAAUCGCCCACUUCCUUCUCUCGUACCCCAACUUCACGUGGAUGAGACAAAGAGGGAUUGUUGACUGGAGGAAGUGGACAGUGAACUUCUGGACCGGCGCUCCUGACUGUGUACCCCUUCCCCUUGAGAAGAAUUGGAAAGAAAAGGCGGCUGGAAACACUGAUUAAGCACAGGGCAAGUGUGAAGAAACCAGCUCCUCACAGGGACAGAUAUGUCCGGAGGCAAGAGUUUUAAUGGUCAGGAAAGUUUUGCUACGGAGACCAGAAGAGCACAGCUGAUUGGUUGAAGGAGGCGUGCGAGCUGAGAUUCGAUUGGCCGCCGGGCGUGUCUGUGAGCUCCGACUGGAUGCAUCACCCGACGGAACAAUUUGGGGUGCGGGCUGCCCGUGAAGCGUUCUCCAUCAGCAGCCUGGGCCGUUCUGGGGGGGGCUGGAGCCCAGCCCCCCAACGCCCCUGGGCUCCCGGCAGCAGGUGCUCUGCCAGUGUGGGCCAACCCCAGUACAACCUGUACCCACCUCACGUGCCGAGUGUGGGACACUCCGCGAAGCCCUAUGGUGCCUCGGGGUUGCCUCGGCCAUUUCACAGUAAGCUGGAUGGGAUCCACAGCUGCGUGCAGUCCCUGCUGCAGGAACAGCCCCAGCCCCGCGUCUGGGAGCAGCUGGGCCAGAUCUACGAGUCGGAGCAGGAGCUGGAGGACGCCAUCAAGUGCUACCAGACCGCGGCACGGUACACCAGCGGCUACGGUUACGCUGACCUCACCAGCAGGAUCAGCCGACUGCAGCAGGUCCACGUCUGGAAGCUGCACUCCAGCGUCGCCCAGAGCCGCUCUCGGACGCUGCCCCCGCUGCAGGAAGUCUGGAAUCUUCUGCAACAGAAGCGAAGCUGCAAUGCCCCCAAGAACGGCUGCCAGUUGAAGAGACCGGCGGGCCCCUCGGACCACUGCGGACAGCAGCCCCCCCCAUCGCCCUCCCCCCACCAGGGGGCCUGGUCCCUGCACAGCAACGACGUGCCGAACCCAGUGAAGAGGCGGCGAAGUGGGAGCCCCGACCAGGCGCCAAGCCACCAGGCCCACGGUUCAGGAGCACAGCGGCUGGGCGAUCCCUCCCACUCCGGCUCUCUCUCCCACACCCAGUACCAGGCACAGAGAGCAGACACCACCUGGCACCACGCACACAAGGAGCCAUGGUCGCAAGGAAGAAGGGAAUCAGCUCCCAUCGUUCAGGAACACAGGAGACCGGAGAUCCCCCCUUCCACCGCGCCCAGUGUCCACGGCAACGCCCCCGCCCUCCUGGUCACCACGGCGAUCGGCCAGGCGGCCUGCGCUAGCCCCAACUCCUCGCAGGGAGGAUCCCACGGCCGGGCAGCCUGCCCAGGGGAGGGGGAGAAGGACGGGGCGGGGAGGAGGCGCAGGUUGGAGUGCGGGGCAUCGGCGGGAGAGAGCACCCCAGGACAGCGGGUGUCAGCGGGAGAGAGCGCCCCAGGACAGCGGGCGUCGGGCGGUGACAGAGGGAGGUCGUGGUCCGGGAGCCCCAGCACCAGCCUCCUGCACUCAGAGAUCAAAGGCCGGGGUCCGAGCAGCCGCCAGGAGCGGGAGGUGCUGCCCCGCCAGGGCGGAGGGCGGCCCCCGGAGACGCCCGAGGCCGAGGCCUCCCGCCACCCGGGCCCCGUACCCGUCCCUCUCCGCUCCUCGCCUGGCCGGGCCCAGCAGGAGGGAGAGGAGGAGCCGGACCGCCCCCUGCCCCAGCCCCAGCCCACCCCUCCCCGGCGGCCGAGCCGAACUCCACCCGUGGAUGGGAGCCCGCCCGGCUCCGGAGAUCAGCGGGCGCAGCAGGCCGCGGGGCCCCAGGCUUGGGCCGGCCGAGAGCCCCCGGCCCAGCCCCCGGCCCGGGAGCCCUGCCGGGCCUCCCAGCCCCGGAUGCCGCCUCUCUCCGGCCCCCACCGCACUUGCACCGACCAAGGGGGCAGAGGGAAGCUAGCGCCCAGGCUGCUGCUGCAGCAGGCUGCCCGAUCCCCGGCCUCAGCAGUCAGCAGGCCCAGCCGCCCAGCCGACGAGGCCCCGGGGCAGGCCGAAGGCUCGGGGCCGGCCUGCCCGGCAGGCGGGGCAGAAGGCCGCUGGUUGCCCAGGCCCCCGCCACUCACCUGCGGCCUGCCAGCCAGGACGGCAGCCCCUCCGCCACCCCCUCCUACCGCCUCCGCCCACCCCAAGCCCAGCUCCCCUGAGCUGGCUCCCGAGGCCCGGCUGCCCGGCAGCGUGGAGACGGAGGCCGAGGCUCCGGGCCCCCGCCGCCAGGCUGCGGGCUCCCCCGGGCCCGAGGACAGCAGCCGGCUCCUCUGCCGGCGCAAGGCCCCAGCCUCGCCGCCCGACGGCGAGAUGUGGAUCAAGGCCGUCUUCACUGCCGAGGCCCAGAAGGGAGCGGCCGGCGAGGCCCGUCAGCACCACCGGCACCACCACCACCACCACCACCGGCACCGGCCCCGGCCCCGGCCCGCCGCCGAGCCCCACCCUGGACCGGGGCCCACUCCCACCCCGCCCCAGUCGCCCAGCAAGCGGCUUCCCCCGGAGCCUGAGGCCCCGGCCUCGCCCUCGCCCGGCCCCGGACGCGCCUGUGAGAACGCCACCAGCGCCCACCGCUCCGCCGGCAGGCCCAGGGGCUCCGAGUCACCACCCCCCCUGCCGCCCUCGCCAAACCCACCAGCCGCCGGCGGGCGAGCCGAGCGCCGCGGCAAGCACUCGUCCCGGGACCGUCACCGCCGGGGCAGCCGCGGCGGCAAGUCAGGCAAAGGGAAGCAGCGGCGCAUCCUGGGCAACAUCGACCUGCAGAGCAAGGAGAUCCAGGCCCGGGAGAAGGUCAAGGCUGAGGCAGGGGCCAAGCCCCCCAGGCCCUCGGCACCGGCCCUGGAGGAAGCAGACAGGGCGGAAGGCAAGCGGGCAGAGGUGCCGGCACCCGCCGGCAAGGAGCCUGACGCCGGCAGCCGCAGCUCCCUGGGGCCCUCGGACAUCCUGCGCGUCAAGUCCUUCCCCGAGGGCACCACCAAGGAGCUGAAGAUCAAGCUGGUGAAGGUGGAGAGCGGCGACCGGGAGACCUUCAUCGCCUCGGAGGUGGAGGACAGGCGCCUCCGGUUGUCGGACCUCACCAUCGACAGCCCCGGAGCCGAUAUCAUCGCAGCUUGCAAGUCCACCAAGCUGAAGGGGAAGUUCACGGAAUCGUGCGUGCUGCCUGCCAACUCGGUGAAGCCCGGCUGCCUGACAGAGCAGCAGGCACAGCGGGAGAAGCUGAACCCUCCAACGCCCAGCAUCUACUUAGAAAGCAAGCGAGAUGCCUUCUCGCCAGUGCUGCAGCAGUUCUGCACGGACCCCAAGACCCCAAUCACCGUGAUACGGGGGCUCGCCGGAUCCUUGCGUCUGAAUCUGGGCCUUUUCUCGACCAAGACGCUGGUGGAGGCCAACGGGGAGCACGCGGUGGAGGUACGCACCCAGCUGCAGCAGCCGUCGGACGAGAACUGGGACCCGUCGGGGGGCAGCCAGACCUGGCCCUGCGAGAGCAGCCGCUCCCACACCACCAUCGCCAAGUACGCCCAGUACCAGGCCUCCUCCUUCCAGGAGUCCCUGCAGGAGGACAAGGAGAGCGAGGAGGAGGAGAUGGAGCCCGAGUCGGAGGGAGCCACCCCGCCCGACAGCAGCGAGAGUGGACAGAAGGGGCCACUGAAAAUCAUCAAGUUCGGCACCAACAUCGACCUCUCCGACUCCAAGCUCUGGAAGCCACAGUUACAGGAGCUGCUGAAGUUACCAGCCUUUAUGCGGGUCUCAUCCAACGGGAACAUGCUGAGCCACGUGGGACACACCAUUUACGGGAUGAACACUGUGCAACUGUACAUGAAGGUGCCCGGCAGCCGGACACCAGGGCACCAGGAGAACAACAACUUCUGCUCGGUGAACAUCAACAUCGGCCCCGGGGACUGUGAGUGGUUCGCUGUACCUGAGGCGUACUGGGAGAAGAUCAGCGAGUUUUGUGACAGACACAAUGUGGACUACCUGACGGGCUCGUGGUGGCCGGUUCUGGAGGACUUGUACGCUGCCAAGAUCCCGGUGUACCGUUUCAUCCAGCGCCCUGGAGACCUGGUGUGGAUCAACGCGGGCACGGUGCACUGGGUCCAGGCCACGGGCUGGUGUAACAACAUUGCCUGGAACGUCGGGCCCUUGACUGCCUAUCAGUACCAGUUAGCACUGGAACGCUACGAGUGGAACAAGGUGAAGAAAGUGAAGUCCAUUGUGCCCAUGAUCCACGUCACCUGGAAUGCAGCUCGAACUGUCAAGGUCACCGACCCUGACCUCUACCGCAUGAUCAAGUAUUGCCUGCUGACCUCCCUGAAGCACUGUCAGCUGCUCCGCGACGCGCUCAUCAACAGUGGCAAGAAGAUCAUAUUCCAGAGCCGGGUGAAGGAGGAGCCCGCGUAUUACUGCAACGAAUGCGAGCUCGAGGUCUUCAACCUUCUCUUUGUCACGAGCGGCAACGGCAGCCGCAAAUCUUACAUUGUGCACUGUGAGGACUGCGCCCGGCAGCGGAGCCCCUUGCUCCUCAAUGUCGUCAUCCUGGAGCAGUACAAGAUGGAGGACCUGGUGCAGGUGUACGAUCACUUCACACUGACGCCUCAGUCAGCAUCAUCCAGAUGACGAGCUCUUCAAAAGCCAUACCAAAUGCUUCUCUCUGUCCGAGGUUCCCCACCCCCAGCCCCCCCCCCCACCAUCCCCACACCGUCCCACACCCACUGUCCCGCCAGAGACCAGCCUCGCCCUCUCACCCGGCGGACUUUUUUGUUUUGCAUCAACCAAUCAGCUACGUGUUUACUCGACCUCAUCAUCAGCGGCUGCAGCUGCUGGUUGCCCGCACGAGGUGGAAAAGCAAGAUGGCCGCCGCACAGGUGUGUGACAAGAUGGCUGCCCCGCAGGUGUGAGACAAGAUGGCCGCCCCACAGGUGUGACAGGAUGGCCAGCCCACGUGUGACAUAAGAUGGCCGCCCCACUGGCGUGAGACAAGACGGCCGCCCCAUGGGCGUGACAAGGUGGCCGCCCCACCGGUUGUGUGACAAGGUGGCCGCCCCACCGGUUGUGUGACAAGAUGGCCGCCCCACUGGCAUGUGACAAGAUGGCCGCCCCACGCAUGUGACAGGAUGGCCACCCUACUGGCGUGUGACAAGAUGGCCGCCCCAUGGGUGUGACAAGGUGGCCGUCCCAUGGGUGUGAGAAGAUGACCUCCCCUCCCCUCCCUCCCCGUUGUCACUGAGACGGGCGACCGGCUGUUUACGUUCUCGAACCUCUAUCACAACUUGAUGCUGCAGCAAUACCACUUUGGCCUUCGGAGACGGGAAGAGGAAGAGAGAAAAAAUGGAUUUAAAAAUAAACUUUUUUUAUUAAAAAAAAGUAAGCAUUAAGAAGUGGUUUUGGAUUGCUAAAUACGGGUUAUAGCAAGAAUUAUUUUUGUCUUAGCUUUCUUGUUUGUGUUUUUAUGUAUUGUGUCACUUUACUUUAGACACACAGACUCACAGUGAAGACCCCACGUAUAAAUUAUCCAUCUCAUCACCCAUUCGAUUUACCUCCAUUUUUUUAAAAGAAAAUUUCUAAUGUACAGUUUUUGGUUUUAUUUAUGAAAUUCUCUAUUUAUUCACUCUUAAUGGUUUUUCCCCUGAAUUUUCACAUUUUUAAAAACGAUUUAGUUUCAUUAAACUAAACACUUUCAGCUCCUGUACUUUAACCCAUUUGCACACUUUUUCCCCUCUUCCCUCCUCCUGCCUUUGUUCUUCUCUCUCUCUCUCUCUCCUUCCUUCCUCGUCCCUCCCUCUCUCUGCUCCUCUCGCCACCCUUGUCCUGAUCUCCCUCUGCACCUUAGGAGCCCACCCCUUAGACCUGGAUUAGAUCAAACUCGUUUUUUAACCCCUUUGAAUUGUGUGCUGUUAUUUUAAUCGUAAUUAAAGUUGCGCUAGGGGUUUUUUCCGAAACGCGAGAAUAAGUUUUGAGGCAAAGUUGAAGAUUCACUAUUUUUUUUGUUGGAUUUUAUGGCAAGGGUAUGUUUUGGAGUUUACUGCACUGUUAACACAAACUGAGCCAGAACUGUCUUAACUUUGUGAAAUUGUCUGACCUAAACAAUAAAAGCUUUUGAUAAACUUUA
Pristis pectinata (smalltooth sawfish) is the source of this 11875-nucleotide messenger RNA. RefSeq names its product lysine-specific demethylase 6B-like. The transcript is spliced from 24 exons. The coding region runs from base 6058 to 10383 and encodes 1441 amino acids. Gene Ontology annotation, cellular component: MLL3/4 complex. Gene Ontology annotation, molecular function: protein binding; histone H3K27me2/H3K27me3 demethylase activity; RNA polymerase II cis-regulatory region sequence-specific DNA binding. NCBI's taxonomy places the organism in Eukaryota, Metazoa, Chordata, Chondrichthyes, Rhinopristiformes, Pristidae. The record is from RefSeq and is a predicted model, not a curated record. Gene Ontology annotation, biological process: regulation of gene expression; heart development.